GCGAGACGGAGGUGCGCGUGCGUAUUUAUUCACGGCGUUCCUGGCGGGGUGGACGGCCGUGUCCCGUUUGGCAAGAUGGUGAAGCUGACGGCGGAACUCAUCGAGCAGGCGGCGCAGUACACCAACGCCGUCCGGGACCGCGAGCUGGACCUACGCGGGUAUAAAAUUCCAGUAAUUGAGAACUUGGGUGCCACCCUGGAUCAAUUUGAUACCAUUGACUUUUCUGACAACGAGAUUCGGAAGUUGGAUGGGUUUCCCCUGUUGAGAAGGCUGAAAACAUUGCUGAUGAACAACAACAGGUUAAGCCGAAUAGGGGAAGGCCUUGAACAGUCUUUGCCCAAUCUGAAGGAGCUCAUUCUUACCAACAACAACAUCAUGGAGCUGGGCGACCUAGAUCCCUUGGCAACUAUUAAAUCUCUGACUUACCUGAGUCUUUUGAGAAACCCUGUAACAAAUAAGAAGCAUUAUAGGCUGUACAUCAUCUACAAGGCUCCACAAGUCAGAGUGCUGGACUUCCAGAAAGUGAAAUUAAAAGAGCGUCAGGAGGCAGAGAAAAUGUUCAAGGGCAAGAGGGGUGCACAGCUUGCAAAGGAUAUUGCCAGGAGAACCAAAACUUUCAACCCAGGUGCUGGUUUGCCAACAGACAAAAAGAAAGCAGGGCCCUCCCCAGGAGAUGUUGAAGCCAUCAAGAAUGCCAUUGCUAAUGCCACAACUCUGGCUGAAGUAGAGCGGCUCAAAGGCUUGCUGCAGGCAGGACAGAUACCCGGCCGAGACCGCAAAGCAGGUCCGUCAGAUGAACCUGAAGAAGAGAUGGAGGAAGACGUAAUGGCCAAUGGAUCAUGAAACGUUUUCUGCCUCUGGAGAGCGUGCAGAAUUCUGUUGUACCGUUGUUGGUUGACACAUUUGAGUGGGCUUCAGCCGGAAUGCUAGAGUAGGCUAUUUUUUGUUUAGAGGCUCUGUUGGUUUAUGUGAAUUGAACCGUACCUUGUAAAUUUUAUACUGUACAUUUUGAAGUACGAAUAAAAGGUCUUUUUUUU
Messenger RNA from Eublepharis macularius, 1037 nucleotides. It is a transcript of the gene SNRPA1, whose product is annotated as small nuclear ribonucleoprotein polypeptide A'. The transcript is spliced from 9 exons. Lineage: Eukaryota; Metazoa; Chordata; Lepidosauria; Squamata; Eublepharidae. Gene Ontology annotation, molecular function: U2 snRNA binding; protein binding. The record is from RefSeq and is a predicted model, not a curated record. Gene Ontology annotation, cellular component: U2 snRNP. The coding region runs from base 76 to 843 and encodes 255 amino acids. Gene Ontology annotation, biological process: mRNA splicing, via spliceosome.